Nicotiana tabacum (common tobacco) is the source of this 903-nucleotide messenger RNA. RefSeq lists its product as uncharacterized. NCBI's taxonomy places the organism in Eukaryota, Viridiplantae, Streptophyta, Magnoliopsida, Solanales, Solanaceae. Gene Ontology annotation, biological process: telomere maintenance; DNA repair. Gene Ontology annotation, molecular function: DNA helicase activity. The record is from RefSeq and is a predicted model, not a curated record.
AUGGGUGGUGACAUAAAUGAAUACCAACUCAUUCCUGAAACAAUAAGGCCUUCAGUAGCGGAAAAAGAGGCAAAGGAGGUACACUUUGAAAGGACCAUCACGAUUACUAAUGAGGAUAUAAUAUUACACAAAAGGUUGAAUAAAUAUCAACUUAAACCAUAUAAUAUAAUUACAAAGAGAGUUUUUUCAAACAAAGCUGGGACAUUCUUCAUUGACGGACCUGGAGGAACAGGGAAAAUCUUUUUAUAUCAUGCAUUGUUGGCAACUGUACGAUCUAAAGGGUAUAUAGCAUUGGCAACUACCACUUCUGGUGUAGCUGCAUCUAUACUCCCUGGUGGACGAACUGCACAUUCACAUUUUAAAAUACCAAUAAAUACUGACGACAAUGUGAGCUACAACAUCAGCAAACAAAGCUCACUUGCCUAUUUGAUUCAGGAUGCAAAAUUAAUUAUAUGGGAUGAAGUAUCUAUGGCGAAAAAAAGAAUGAUUGAACUGCUUGAUUUACUUUUGAAGGACUUAAUGGAUUCAACGAUACUAUUUGGUGGAAAAGUUGUAGUUCUUGGAGGUGACUUCAUGCAGACAUUGUCGGUAGUUCGGAACGGAAAAAAGGAUGAUUUCAUUAAUGAAAGUUUACUAGAUUCUCAUAUUUGGGAAGAACUUGAAUGGGUGCAGCUAUUCGAAAAUAUGAGAGCGAUAGAUGAUCCUUCAUUCUGUAAUUAUUUGUUGCGAAUAGGAAAUGAAGAAGAAAAAGUAAACUCAGCAAAUAAGAUUGAAAUUCCAACUUCUUUGAUCAUUCCUUAUACAACCGAACAGGAAUCUUUGGAUAAAUUAUUAGCGAUAACUUAUCCAGACGUGCAUAUAUUUUUUUCCUCCUCAUGCUACACAAGUUCCCGCGUUAUUUAA